GCCAGCUGCUCGCUGCAUCCGCCAUCUUCGCACUUUCGCAGACCGCGAUAGAUUCUGGCAUUAUUCGCAGUUUUUUCAGCCGCUGAUCACCCUCCUUUUCAUUGCGCCGAUCUUCAUUGCUUGUCGCCACGUUACAGUAACCUUUCGAGAAUUCUCUUUUUCCUCCGUUAUUUCUCCACUCGACCUUUAAUCAUGCCUAGCCUGAAGGAUAUCGAUUCCAAGGACAGCAUGAAGCGUCUGCUGAGCAAGGCUGGUGAUGAGCUCGUCAUUGCUGAAUUCUACGCCACCUGGUGUGGAAGCUGCACGAAGGUGGCUCCCGCCUAUGAACAGUUGGCCGAGAAGUACGCGGACAGCGCCCAGUUCGUCAAGGUGGACGUGGACAAGGCCGAUGAUAUCCAUCCCGAGUACAAAGUUACUGCCACUCCCACGUUCGUGUUCAUCAAAGAUGGGAAGGCCAUCGACCAGUUCCAGGGAUCCAACGCGGGAAUGCUGGAAGCGGCCAUCCAGAAGCACGUCUAGCGAAUAACCUUUAUCCUUGAUUGCCGACGUCGAUUUUUUGUACAGUUUCUUCAAAAUUGUGUGUUUUUGUCCCGGUUUGAAGGUUUUAUUGUGUAUAUUUCUGGCAGCCACUUUUUGCCUGUGACCUGCGUUUGUCGUUUUUGCAGCUGUGAUUCGAAUUUCCGUAUUUAUGGAGACUUCAAUAAUAAAGUGAAUUACGGA
Molecule: messenger RNA, 720 nt
Organism: Paramacrobiotus metropolitanus
Lineage: Eukaryota; Metazoa; Tardigrada; Eutardigrada; Parachela; Macrobiotidae
Product: thioredoxin-2-like
Exons: 2
Coding region: 193-519 (108 amino acids)
Source: RefSeq, a predicted model, not a curated record